Messenger RNA from Cololabis saira (Pacific saury), 1788 nucleotides. Its product is annotated as chemerin-like receptor 1. The record is from RefSeq and is a predicted model, not a curated record. Gene Ontology annotation, cellular component: plasma membrane. Gene Ontology annotation, biological process: positive regulation of cytosolic calcium ion concentration; phospholipase C-activating G protein-coupled receptor signaling pathway; complement receptor mediated signaling pathway. Bases 1 to 1788 code for a protein of 595 amino acids. Lineage: Eukaryota; Metazoa; Chordata; Actinopteri; Beloniformes; Belonidae. Gene Ontology annotation, molecular function: complement receptor activity; G protein-coupled receptor activity. The transcript is spliced from 5 exons.
AUGAGUAGCUGGGGAGACGAGGAGAUCCGCGAGCUACUCAGCCUCAGCAAAGAGGACGCCAAAAAUGUUUAUGGCAUCCCUGAGCCCGAGGCAGAGGAGCUAGCAGACCCCUUGCCGUCUCGCAUCAACCUAUUUAACAUCAGAGUAGACCCUGGUCUACCUUGUUUUCAUGUAUGUUCAUCAGGUAACAGCACUUCUUCUGUGGCUCGGUUGUCUGGACUACAACUGGCCGUCAGUCACUUACAGACAGUGUCCCUGGUCAUCUACUGUAUGAUAUUUGUGGUUGGGACUGUUGGUAAUGGUCUGGUCAUCUACGUAACAGGCUUCAGAAUGAAGAGAACAGUCAACUCCGUGUGGUUUCUCAACUUGGCUCUGGCUGACUUCCUCUUCAUGACCUUCCUGAUUUUCUCAAUCAUAUCUCUCUCCCAGAAGCAUCAAUGGCCGUUUGGACGGCUCAUGUGCAAGCUUAACAACUUUGUCAGCCUGGUCAACAUGUUUGCCAGCGUCUUUCUUCUGACAGCAAUAAGUCUGGAUCGUUGCUUCUCCGUCUGGGUGGUGGUGUGGGCACAAAAUAAACGCACCGUCCGCAAGGCUCAGAUAAUAAGUGCUGUAAUCUGGGUGGUUGCUGGGAUCUGCAGCAUCCCGAAUGUCACUUUUCGCACCCUUAUGGAGAGAAAUAACAUGACGUUUUGUGUUUAUCCUGGAACAAUGACAAAUGAACAAAAAUGGAGCCUCAUUAAUUUCCGCUUUGUCAUGGGGUUCCUCAUCCCAUUCCUGGUCAUUCUCUUUUCCUAUGUGGCCAUAGGCGUCCGUGCCAGCCGCCUGCAUCUGACAAGGCAACGGAGAUCUCGUCGAGUAAUUUUCUCUAUAAUUUUUGCAUUUUUCAUUUGUUGGUUGCCCUUUCAUGUUUUCAGUUUCAUAGAACUGAAGAUGCGAGCUAACCCAGGUCUCAGAAACAUUGUUCGCAUCGGAUCUCCUCUAAGUUUGAGCCUGGCUUACAUGAACAGCUGUCUGAACCCCAUUCUCUAUGUCUUCAUGUGUAACGAGUUUCAGAAGAAGCUUCGACGGUCAGUAUGUUUUGUUUUAGAGAGUGCCCUGGCAGAGGACCAUCUGUCAUUUGUGUCUCGAACCUUGUCUUCCAACGUUUCACCUUUUUCUCGAAAGUUCAGUUCAGUUUCUGCUCCUCCUUUGGUUGAGAUCACCAGCAACAUGCACCAGCUGAUCGGAAUCCGGAGGAGGAAAACUCUUCAGCCGUCGCCGUGCCUGAAGCGCCGCUCUUCCGGGCCCCCACGGCCGCCCGGUGAGCCGGUCAAGCUCCGUAUCCUCUGUGAUCCACAUCCGUCCGGUUCACCUCUCCUGAACAUCCUGGAUCGUCGGCGCAGGUCUCCGACUCCUCCUGUGUUCCCCGCCAUUGACCCGACAGCGCAGGUUGCGGAAUCCGCCCCCCCCCGGGGGGUGCCGCGCAGCGAGACCGAGCCGCCCCGGUGUCCCGCCAAGAGCCCGCCGACCUCCCACGUCGGCUGCCGCUCCGGCGGCGGUUUAUUCCUCCGGAACGCACGUGUUCUCCAACCCUUUUUCUUUUCUCUCAGCCACCUGCGGAGCUGCUGUCAACGCUGGCUCCAGCGAAACACACCCAGAAACGAGUGGUCCUUCCCGUCCGGUUCAUCUCUCAUCAACAUCCUGGAUCGCGGCAGCCCGCCCGCAGGUGCGUUCCCCGUCCCCCGGCCCGCCUCCGUCAUCGGCGGGGACGCGGGCAAUCCCAGGCUGCGCAAUCCGCUGGCGGUCUAG